Emericellopsis atlantica is the source of this 321-nucleotide messenger RNA. RefSeq lists its product as uncharacterized. Lineage: Eukaryota; Fungi; Ascomycota; Sordariomycetes; Hypocreales; Bionectriaceae. The record is from RefSeq and is a predicted model, not a curated record. The transcript is spliced from 2 exons. The coding region runs from base 1 to 321 and encodes 106 amino acids.
AUGGCCUUUAUUGUCAAAUCCCCCAAGAAUGGGUCACCCCCAGCCAGCGGCAGCAACAACAACUGGACCAGGGUCAAGAAAUAUAACGAGCGGCUGCAGCGCUGGCAGCGCCAGACGCACCAAGGCAGCAAGAUCUCCAUGAACGUAUGGAUCCUGCCUCGCCUGGACACCAACGACCCCAAGAGCAGCGUCAAUAAUCUUGUCAGGAAGACUGCAAUCAGAGCGUGGUCGCUGACCUGGGCCCGCGCGCCGCAACAAUACGCCCUAUUCCCCAAGGACGCCGACGAAUGGGGCAAACUCGACGGCAUCGUUAUGGAGUAG